Nematolebias whitei (Rio pearlfish) is the source of this 1973-nucleotide messenger RNA. It is a transcript of the gene ada2a, whose product is annotated as adenosine deaminase 2a. The record is from RefSeq and is a predicted model, not a curated record. The coding region runs from base 59 to 1570 and encodes 503 amino acids. Gene Ontology annotation, molecular function: adenosine deaminase activity. The transcript is spliced from 10 exons. Lineage: Eukaryota; Metazoa; Chordata; Actinopteri; Cyprinodontiformes; Rivulidae. Gene Ontology annotation, biological process: inosine biosynthetic process; adenosine catabolic process.
GGAUAUUUUUACAAACAAAACGAAGCAGCCGCGGUGAUUAAAGCAGGCUCUCCAUACAAUGUCUGUCCAGCCACAGCGCCCCCAUGCGGCUGUGGUGUUUCUGUGCCUCCUGGCCUGUGGACUGGCCAUCCCAGACCCCAGGCAGAGAGAGGCUCUCAUACAGCUGGAGGCCUUCAUGCAGACAGGAGGGCAGAUGGUGCUGACUGAUGCUGAGCAGCGACUGGACACUCUCCUGCUGAAAAUAAAGCAGGAGGAGACGGCCAGGGAACACUUUCCUCCCGCCAUGCACUUCUUCAGGGCCAGGGAUCUCAUCAGGACCAGCCCCAUCUUCAGUCUGCUGCAAAAGAUGCCGAAAGGUGGAGCUCUUCAUGUCCAUGACUUUUCCAUGGUGGAUGCUGAGUGGCUGGUGAAGAACGUGACGUAUCGCCCACACUGCUACAUGUGCUGGACUGACAGCCAGUCCAUCAGAUUUAUCUUCUCGUCUCAGCAGCCAAAGCCUCUGCCGCGGUGCUCUUCUUGGGCUCUGCUGGAGAACCUUCGAGCCAAAACGAUCAACACCACAGAUCUAGACGACAGCAUCAUGAGGAAUCUGACGCUUUUCACUGAUCAGGAUCCAGAGGCAACAUACCCCAGUCAGGAUGUGGUGUGGGAUAAGUUUGAACAGAUUUUCCUCGCUCUCUGGGGUCUGGUCACUUACGCCCCUGUGUUCAGAGACUAUUUCUAUCAAGGCCUCACCCAGUUCUACACGGACAACGUCAUGUAUCUGGAACUGCGCGCUCUCCUUCCAGAGGUGUAUGAGUUAGAUGGCAGCACCCAUGACAGAGCCUGGACCCUGAAGGCCUACCAGGAUAUCACCAGGCAGUUCACGGCAGAGCACCAGGACUUCUUUGGAGCAAGAAUCAUUGUUACAAUUCACAGGGGUGUAAAUGCAUCAGUUAUGACUGAAGCUGUGAAGGAAGCAAUGAAGCUGAAGAAAGACUUUCCUGACUUCAUGGCUGGUUUUGACAUGGUGGGCCGGGAGGAUAGAGGCAGACCCCUGUGGUACUUCAGAGAGGCCUUGUCACUGCCUGCAGAGAAAGGAGUCUCACUUCCUUUCUUUUUCCAUGCUGGAGAGACUGACCUUGAGGGCACUGAAGUGGAUCAGAACUUAUUAGAUGCUCUGCUCCUGAACACGUCACGUAUCGGCCAUGGAUUUGCACUGCUUCACCAUCCGGUGGCCAAAGAUUUGUCCAGGAAGAGAGGGGUGGCUGUGGAAGUGUGUCCCAUCUCCAACCAGGUAUUAAAGCUUGUAAAAGAUCUGAGAAACCAUCCGGCAGCCGCCCUGAUGUCAGAAAAUCAUCCAGUGGUCAUCAGCUCUGAUGACCCUGCCCUGUUCGGCACAUCUGGUCUCUCUUAUGACUUCUAUGAAGCUUUUGUGGGUUUUGGAGGCAUUAAGUCCCACGUCGGCUCCCUUAAACAGCUUGCAAUGAACUCUAUCAGGUAUAGUUCUUUGACUGCACAGCAACAAGAAAAAGCAAUGGAUGAGUGGCAAAGACGAUGGAAUAAGUUCGUCUCUGAAAAUCAUUUUUAAACCAUAAAGCACAUUUCUCUUAAUCUUACUACAUCCACAUUUUUAUGUUUUUUACACAACAAGCUCUAAUUUGUCUUCUGUUAAGUGAAAUAUACUUCAGCAGGUGCUGUGUCACCCACUUUGAGUGGCUACUCUUAUGCAAAGAGGAAGGAGUUCAUGGAGAACUAACGGGUUAUACAAGGAUAAUUUGCAUAUUUAUGUGUCCCUGCAAACUAAAUCUGGCAAAGAUUUAGAGUGAAAUGUUCAUGAAAGCAUGAAUUAUUGCAAUAACUAAAUAUUAAUUAUUGCCUAAAAGGUGACCUAACGCGGUUUAAAAAUGCUAGAAUUGUAGAAUAAUCUUCAGUAUUUGUGAUUUGCUGUAAAAGAUGAUUGCACAGAGCUGUGAACUUAGGUGUGCUGCUGC